AUGAGCGGCUCUACUCAUGCUGACUAUGUGAUCGUCGGAUCGGGCGUGAAUGGCACAUCGAUCGCGUCGUACCUAUCCACGAUUCUGCCGUCGUCGCGCAUCUGCAUCCUGGACCGCUCGUCGGACGGCUUCGUUUCUACCGACGGUGCAUCGCACGACCUCAACAAGAUCAUCCGUGCCGACUAUACGGAUUCCAACUACUGUACUUUGGCGAAAGAGGCCAUCUCUCGCUGGCGAUCGCAUCCGGUGCUCUCGCGCUUCUACCACGAAGUGGGCGUCUUGUUCCGGUCGAGUGACAAAGGACGCAUCUUUGGCGGUAGUGGAAGCGCCGACGAGUACGUCGAGGCUGGAAUCAGGCAUGCUUGGGAGAACAAGGAUGCGCAUCUCGAGGUGGCACCUCCGGGAGCCACGUUGCCGCCGAGAGCGUUCAAAUUGGACAAUGAUGAAAAAGUGCAACGCAUCUUCCGCGGUGUAGAUCAGACCAGGUUGGGCGACGGGCUCAAGGGGAUGGGCAAGACACAGACCGGCUACUUCAACCCGCGCGGUGGGUGGGCUGAGGCGAACAAUGCAUGUCGCGCUCUGUUGCAGCAUGCGAUCGAGAAGGGUGUGCAAGUGUACUCGAACGCGCUCGUCACGUCGCUGCUCAUGGAAGAGCAGAAGGUGGUUGGAGUACAGACCAACGAUGGACGAAAGUUUUUCGCGCAACACAUCAUCCUGGCGUGCGGUGCGUGGACGUCGGAUCUGCUGACCACGCUUGCGCAGCCGCUGGUUUCCAGCAACACGAGUGCGAGCCUUGAAAAGUGGAUGACUCGUCCAUCGGCGCAGUGCGUAGCCAUCCUGCGUUUGACCGACGACGAAGCACGUGCGCUGCAAAACACGCCGGUGGUGAUCAACUUUUCUUCGGGCUUCUACCAGUUCGAACCGGUGUUCAAGGAUGGGCAAUGGCAGCUCAAGAUCGCGUAUCAUUCCAACGGGUAUCUGUACCCUAAGCCUCGGCAGCGCGAGAGCAAGCGUGGCUACCCGCGGUUUGAAGAUUCGAAACUUGAGCAUGCCGCAGUGGCUGUCGAGUCGAGAGAGCUCGGUGCUGAGCGCAUUCGGUCGGACGACGUCGGAUACAACAUGGCCGAAACCACGAUCCCGUCUGACCAAGUCGAAUGUAUGCUCUCUGAGCUCUCGCAGAUCUACCCGUCGAUUGCUACCAAAGAGCGCGUGAUGCAGACGCGGGUUUGCUGGUACAGCGAUACGCUCGACGAAAACUGGAUCCUCGAUACGCUCAACCACCAUCCGGCGAUCGGCUCGCACAACGCCCAUGUGGCCAACAAUGUGUGGGUCGUCAGUGGCGACUCGGGACAUGCGUACAAAUUCCUGCCCAUCAUAGGCGAGCUCUUCGCAACAGUCAAAGGCUUGGUCGACAACAAAAGACACCUCGACCUCUCCAAAUUCAGCUUCCAACACCAACACCAUCUGCACACCAUCAAGAAACACGGCGCCAGUAUCCAGAGUGCCGACAGCAACCGCUUCGAUCCCACCAAGCACCACCAGCCCAAUCAUCGCGCUAGACUCUGA
This is a messenger RNA of Mycosarcoma maydis (corn smut), 1566 nucleotides long. RefSeq lists its product as uncharacterized. The transcript has a single exon. Lineage: Eukaryota; Fungi; Basidiomycota; Ustilaginomycetes; Ustilaginales. Gene Ontology annotation, molecular function: proline dehydrogenase activity; L-pipecolate oxidase activity; flavin adenine dinucleotide binding. Bases 1 to 1566 code for a protein of 521 amino acids. The record is from RefSeq and is a predicted model, not a curated record.